GAGAACUUCCUGAAAGCCACAAUCGAUGUACAACAUGUAGCAGGUGGAGACAGGGACGUGUUCCACCUUCUUUAUAAUAACUCUGAACUUCUGAAUCAAACUGUGACUUGGGUGCAUUUAGAAUAAUCAACAAAGAGAGCUUGGGAGAAAAUCACAACAUCUGCCCCAGCAUGCUGACUUUUGUUAAAGUUUGUUGACCUACCACUCUUUUGAGUGUGUGCCCAGCAAUGGAUUCCUUGUUCCAGUGGACGAGAGCAAUGCUAAUACUGACUUUCCUAAAGACGCCCUGCUUGAUAAGAGGUGAAUAUAAAAUCAUUCCCCAUGAGUCUCCAGUGAUUGGGGUCAUUGGAGAAGACAUUAUCCUUCCCUGCCAGGUGAUAGCUGCAAAUAUCCCUGAGAACAUCAGUGUCCAUUGGCGACUGGUUACACUCCAGGAAAAUAGAGAUGUGAGCUCUUACAACAGAGGAAACAAAGAGGAAAAGGAAGAUCUGAGAUACCAAGGCCGCACAGAGUUCUUUCCCCAUGAAAUGAACAUGGGUAACAUGUCUCUAAAGCUGAAGAAUGUGCAGGUCUUUGACAUAGGGAAUUACAUGUGCCGAGUGGUUUCUGAGAACUGGUAUGAUGAGACCGAGAUGGAAAUGCAGGUAACAGCUAGGGGUGGUGAAUCUUCUAUUUUCCUGGAGCACUAUGCAGGACAGGGGAUCAAUCUUGCCUGCAGGACUGAGGGAUGGUUCCCGGAGCCCCGGGUGCUCUGGCUAGCCAGUAAAGGAGAAAACCGAACAGAAAAGAAGACCACCAUCUAUACAAAGUCACCUGCUGGUACCUACAACAUUGAAAGUUCCAUUCACAUAGAACCAGGGUCAAAUAAUGAAGUUUCCUGCAAAAUAAUCAACAAUGUCCUAAAUUCAUCCAGUGAAUCCAGAGUUCUGAUUUCAGAUGUUUUCUUCCCUACCAUGUCCCCUUGGAUGACUGCUUUCCUGGUCUUUUUAUUUCUUAGCAUAAUUGUUAUUAUGGCUGUAGGGUAUAAAUUGAAAAAAAAUAAUGACACAACAUCUCACUCAGUAAAUGAAAAGAAAAAAAUGGAAGAAGAAAAAGAACGUCUGCUCAAUGCACUAGAGACAAAUAAAAGGACAGAUGCAAUAGCAAUUCAAGACAUACAAGAAAACAUUGACCUACUCUCAAGAGAGCUGGAUUUCAGAAGAGCUCAGAGCUAUGCAGUUCCCAUCACUCUGGACCCGGGUUGCAAACACCCAGAGCUCAGACUGUCAGAGGAUCAGAGAAGAGUCUGGCAUGAAGCUGCAUCUCCAGAGCCAGCUGCAGCCUCCAGGGCCCUGCUUGUGGUGGGGAGGGAGGGGUUUGCAUCUGGCAGGAAGUACUGGGAGGUGGAGGUGGGGGGCAAAGGGGACUGGGAGCUGGGAGUGCUGAGUCAGGCUGUGAGGGAGACAGUGAAAAGAGAGAAGGCAGCGACACUGCUUGCGGAGGGAUACUGGUCUCUGCAGAGAUCCCAGGGAGACCUUUUUUCAAGACCAGAAGAUAAAAAGAUAGAAAAGAAGGAUGCACCCUAUGCAGUGAUUGGGGUAUUUCUGGAUCAGGAAGAGGGAAGAAUCUCAUUUUAUGAGGCAGGGGUGAUGUUCCACAUUGUAACUAUCCCUGCAGAGUUUACUGAGAAAUGUUUGUAUUACCCAUUCCUCAGUCCUGGGAACAGCACAGGAGAGCAGAGACCGCUCACAAUCCUCCCUGUCAGAGUCCCUGUCCCUUUACAGCCUCUGAAAAAGGAAAAAUGAGAUCCAGUUAAUGUGGAGAAUUACAAUUCCCAACAGAGGGGAGAAGGGAAUGUUGAUCUGUGAAACGUCAGAAACAGCAAAAGAAGCCAAGUGGAAAAUGAAAGUUAAUACAAGGGAGAAAACAGAGGGAGAAGAGAUGGAAAUGCUGGUCAUUGGCAGGAAGACUCCAAAGUUGAAAUAAAUAAAUAACUCUGAAAGGAA
Messenger RNA from Pelodiscus sinensis (Chinese soft-shelled turtle), 1985 nucleotides. NCBI's taxonomy places the organism in Eukaryota, Metazoa, Chordata, Testudines, Trionychidae. The record is from RefSeq and is a predicted model, not a curated record.